Spizellomyces punctatus DAOM BR117 is the source of this 2426-nucleotide messenger RNA. RefSeq names its product pentatricopeptide repeat domain-containing protein. Gene Ontology annotation, molecular function: protein binding. The record is from RefSeq and is a predicted model, not a curated record. Bases 41 to 2290 code for a protein of 749 amino acids. The transcript is spliced from 2 exons. NCBI's taxonomy places the organism in Eukaryota, Fungi, Chytridiomycota, Chytridiomycetes, Spizellomycetales, Spizellomycetaceae.
CAAGCUGCGCUGCAGGUUGAAAGCAGAUCGUGUUGGGCAAAUGCGUUGUCGCAAGGGCCAUGUUGGCAGGUGGCUCCUCUCUGUCUACGUGGAGGCACAAGGCUAUACUGGGAGUUCUGGGGGAAGUUUAUCGCACAUUUUUCAGUCAGCAAGAUGUUACUCUCGUCCACGCAACGAAUCAUCCCCAUAUGUGAAGAUUAUAAAAGAUACUGGCGGUAGACUUGCUGCUAGACGCUGGCAAGCACGCAACAGUGAUGGCAGCAUCGUUUCGUCAGUUUCUGUAGAGCCGGCUCAGAGUCGCAUAGCUCCGAAAUUGCGACCUCCGACAAUUCGACCACAGGACGAAUUCGAGCAACUUGAACCGGGGGUGACGAGCACCGGUGAUUCAUGGUUGCAGGAUCUUAGUCUGCCUUCACCUCCUCCUCUAACUCCUGAAAACUUUGCCAAGCACGUAAAAUUUGCGGCGACGUUGGAAGCUGAUCCAAAGUCAGCUGCGACAGCCAUACUCGCCGACUACGUUCGAAACAAAGACAACAUUCUGCAGUAUCUUACAUCGGACAUAACCUAUCUCAUCUUUGAGGAACUGGUUUCUCGCGGCGAAACACGCCAGCUUCGUUUGGUAGACUGGCAUCGCUUGCUUCAACGAUUGGUGGGAUCGCGUCCAUUCGAUAUGCCCUCAGAUCCUCAGGACUCAAAACGUGCGACAGCGGUUUUGCGAGAGAUCAAGCGUUGUGGAAUUAAUCCUGAUGCGUUUGUUUACGCCUGCCUCUAUCGUGCUAUGAAGGACGACGUCCGUAAAGUUCAUGCAGUCCAUGACUUUGUAAUGAACAGCAUUCGAAGCAAUUCUCUACCCCAGAGUUGCACUUUGGCAACCGAUAGAUCCUUUCGGACAUUGUUAGCUGUGUAUCUACGUCGUCCAAAAUACCCCCUCUAUAUUCAUCGUGCAAGAAACCUGUGGAACGACAUGAAGGACGCUGGAAUAACGCCUUCUUUCAACAUAUGUCUCGCGUUUCUUGAGGCGUACCGAUUACAUGACAGCAAGGUCGAUGUCGAUUCUAAAGGGGUUAUAAAAGUCCACCGGCUUUUGUCCACGUUGAAGAAGGAAAAAAGAAUGGAGCAAAUAGCUACUGAUGCUCUAAUGAUCGCCCAUGAUGCCUGUGGACAUCGAGAAGCUGUAAAAAGGCUGUUCGACGAAAUGUCAUGGCAAGGAUUUGAGCCAGGAUUCACUGCGUACAAGCUUUACUUACGUGCAGUACAAGAUCAUCUGCCAACGAAUGGGGUGCAGUCGCUUCCAAUUCGGACGUACGAAAAGAUGAAAAAGAAUAAUAUGGCCCUGGACGACGAAUGUUUCAGAAUUAUUUCAUUAGCGUAUGCGGGAGCCGGCGAUAGAGCCGGUGUCGCUAAUAUGCAUAGCGCGCUGAGAACAGACUUAGCAAACGCGGGGAGGGAGCUGACCGUAGUGCCAACUUCUCGUUCGUAUGAUGCACUUAUAGAGGCGUACAGCCGAUUGAGGGAUUGGGAGAGCGCACUGGGAGCUUUCGUGGAGCUUAAGAAGUUGAACACUUCAAAAAGUGAAAGCGCUGUCAAGGCUGCUCAACCGAAGAAUGAGCAAGGGGAUGUUGGUGAUUCCGUGAAAUUUGAGAAGGGUCGGUUCAAUUAUGAAGGCGUUUCUCGCAAAGUUCUCCGUUAUGUUGCGAGUGCUCUAGGAAGUAAGGGUCGUAUAGCCGAAGGGAAAGCAUUCUUCCUGGAACAAGUGCUUUGUCCUGCGCGCUUGGAGGCGUAUUGGGGUAGAAAGCUGGCGGGCGAGCAAAAGCGUCUUCGUUUGCAACGGGAAAUGGCCGAGCAAGCUGUAAUCACUGCAGAAUCAGGCUUGACUCGAGUCAAAGCAAAGGAUCUCCAAAACUUGAAGCGACAGCUCAAUGCGGCAAAACGGGCGGAGGAAAAAGGCGCUGAAGCUCAGAUUGGAAUGGAUGGGCCGCUCCGUGUGGUCUAUGAAGGAUUCGUGGAUGCGUGGCGGGAAAUGGUGGAGGACGGCUACCCAGCCGACGAGCAGGCACACAAGUUGAUGGAAAUGGAAGAAUUUAUGAGCGAAAUUUACGAAGAAGAGAAGCACCGACUGCAGAAGGUGCUCGGCAAAUUGGGGAUCAUCAUAGAAGAGGAGCCUCCGGUUGAGAGUCGAACGCUAGAGGACCUUUGGGAGGAGGAAGAAGAGGAGCUGAGUCCUGACAGGCACCACAGGAUGGAAAAUGUUCCUGGAGAACAAGUGGGCCAACAAGAUGCGGGCAUAUAAAGUUAUAGCAGGAUGUAUUAUGUAGACCUAUUGUAUUAACGCAUUAGCAAGUUCCAAAAACCUUUUAUCUAGACUGCAUUCACAUCUAAAUGUAUGAGUCGCAUAGAUUUAGUGCAUUUAUAAUUGCAUUUUCCUG